AAAUCACCCGUUUUAUUCACACUCGAAAGUCGGAGCCCCAAUUACGGAGUACCCGCCAGAAAGCGCCGAAUUUGAAAUAAACCCUAGCAAUCUGAAACCCCUCAACAAUGGCGUUCACACUUACUCUCAUUAACUCUCCGGCCAAUUCAAUCUCACCGGAAACCAAUUCCGCAAUCAGAAAAUGUCCUUUGUUCAUCCGGAACUUACACUUCACACUUUACAGAAACCGUCGCCGUUCCAUUUCAUGCUCGGCGCAGCAGAAGCCGUUUAAGCCGAUGACGGAGGAAAAUAUUCUCGAGGCAGUAGCUGAUUUCGACGGAGAUGAGAAAUCUGUACCUUGUUUAAGAACUUAUGAGAACGAUAUAGCUCGACUUACAUUGGUUGGUGCUGUUGACUUCCAGCAGGCACUCACUGCUGCUGCGGCGGAUGGUGGUGAAGCUGCUGGUGAACAUAUUGCCGCUGGUAUGGAUGCGAUGGUUGUUGAAACAUUGUUUCCGGGACCUUCUGAUGAGCAUAGUACUAUUUCUACUAGACUGUUCUUACCAGCAAGAAAAGUUAUGGAGAAAGCUCAUAAGCUUAGAAGUACCAUAACUAAAGAGAUGCUUUCCGGCACGACGUCUACAAAUAUACUUGCUAUGACAUUUAGACAAGUAACGCUGCAACAUCUUUGGAACUUUGAUCUAGUACUUUUUAUACCAGGAACAGAAAGGAAUAUGGAUGAUCUUGAAACACCAAGAGAGCAGGUACCUCCAUCUUUUGCUAUCAAGUCAUCAGAUGAACGAGUCAUUUCUGUUAUUGCAGAAGUUAUUUGUCUUUCUGCUCUCGAAAGCACAAAAAAACAUUUCUUUAAUGGAACUCCUGGUGGAGCCCCAAAGAAGUUUUUCCGUUGGUUUGACACACAUAAAAGCAUUGUCUCAAAAGAUUCCUCUGUUACUCUAUACAACUUAAUGGAAUAUGAGAUAGUUGCAAAUGCCAAUGUUUUGCUCCAGAAAUUUUCUUCCGAAAGGGCGAAUUACAGACCAAGGGAGGGAAGAUGGAUGGGCAAUUGGUUAACUUCAACUACAUACUUCAAACUGGAACAAAUUGGAGGCCCUGAAUUUAUUUCUUGGCUGAGUGAGAGAGUACCUGCUUACAAAUUGCAGAUUGAUGCUGAGAAACUUGACAAUGUGAAGUUUGAAGGGUGGAAGGAAACAGCAACAAACACAUGGGAGGUUUUUCUGACUCACUCCCAAAUGGUUGGUCUGAGUGACGUUCUAGAUAUGUAUUAUGAAGAUGUCUAUACACUUCCCUACAAACAAUUAUCAUUGGGUGUUGUUGCAAAAUCUUUCAAUUCACCAUCUAGCAAGAGAAGCAUUUCUAUGUCAAAAGCAAUCUCUAUGGUCCUUGCAAGUGGAAUUUUUCUUGUUGCUAUAAGAAUUCUUGGUCAACGUUAUCUUCCUUAUCUCCCGAUUAGAAAGCACUAUCACCCGGGUGUUAAUCCAGUCAAUUCAUCUGACAUGAUCUCCAUUCAGCCUCAGUCCAUGGAAUCUUGCAAGUUGGAAGAUUACUGUGUCUCCGUUGUUAGGAGAAUCAAGGAAUUUUAUUGUUGGCCUGGAGAUGUAGUCAUGGGUUCUGGCAGCUCUGCUUGGAUUGGGGAGCUUCCAAUAUACCUGAAGAAUGAGAUGGAUUCCGAAGUUUUAGAUCUCAAUUCCAGCUCCACGCCAUCAGAAGGAAUUGAAGAUGAGAUGAAAGCAGCUGGAGAAGAUAUUGCCAGUUAUCAGAUUGUUUUAUCUGGGGAUGGUAAAAUUGCUGGAUUCCAGCCUACAAGUCGUGUUGCUGAAAGUCAAUGGGAAGCAAACCCUUUAGUGAAAGAGCUCUAUGGAACGGAAAAGCUUUCUCCUGACUUGAUAGAACAAGGUCUCAAGAGAAGCCGCGGCAGUGAUGCUGUUGUACUGGAAUUAUUGAUGUCAACAAAUCCCCAAAGUUCAUUUGCUUUGGUUAGACCAGUUACUGAAAAUAGUAGAUGAACAUUUUUGCUCCGCCACAUUCAAUAUUUGUACAACUAGGUACAGUGCUGGACUAGACUUUUUCCAGGUAUAAAGGAUCAAGGAAGAUUUACAUUUCUUUUUCA
Solanum lycopersicum (tomato) is the source of this 2110-nucleotide messenger RNA. RefSeq lists its product as uncharacterized. The record is from RefSeq and is a predicted model, not a curated record. NCBI's taxonomy places the organism in Eukaryota, Viridiplantae, Streptophyta, Magnoliopsida, Solanales, Solanaceae.